CCUCCUGCUCUAGGUAGCUACCCUCCCGGGCGUGUAGAAUCGCUGUAUCCGCGCGCGCUCCGCAGCCAUGGAGAUUCCCGGGAGUCUGUGCAAGAAAGUCAAGCUGAGCAACAACGCGCAGAACUGGACAGGAUACCACUGACAAAACAAAGUAGGAAUUGCACUGAAGUCCAGCUUGGUGAACUAGUGAGUUUAUUGAGCAAGCUUACAGAGAAUAAGAGUGAGGAGUGAUCUCAACACAGCUGCAUCACCUCAAAAUCCUCAGAGUCCUACCCUGUCAUGGAGGAUGACGUCAUGGAGUUCCUAACCUUCCACAUCUUCCAUGCUGUAGGAUUUCUCCACUUGUUGCUGGCAGGGAGGACAGGGCAGUUUCAUGGCUGGUUUCUUAGGGAAUGCAGAGAGCAACUAAUGUCACCUAUCAAGCCCACCAUGUCAGCAGGAACAAGAGGGGUCAGGUUGUGGGGACCAGAGGUGGCUUUCGUGGUUGCACAGUUUGGCUAACAGGCCUGUCUGGAGCCGGGAAGACCACAGUGAGCAUGGCUUUGGAGGAGUACUUGGUUUGCCAUGGCAUUCCGUGCUACACUUUGGAUGGUGACAAUAUCCGUCAAGGUCUCAAUAAAAACCUCGGCUUUAGUCCUGAAGACAGAGAAGAGAAUGUGCGACGCAUUGCAGAAGUCGCCAAGCUGUUUGCAGAUGCUGGCCUAGUGUGUAUCACUAGUUUUAUAUCGCCUUAUACACAGGAUCGCAACAAUGCACGACAGAUUCACGAGGGUGCAAGCUUGCCCUUUUUUGAAGUGUUUGUUGAUGCUCCUCUGCAUGUUUGUGAGCAGAGAGAUGUCAAGGGGCUCUACAAGAAAGCACGGGCUGGGGAAAUUAAAGGUUUCACUGGAAUUGAUUCUGAAUAUGAAAAGCCAGAGGCCCCAGAGUUGGUGCUGAAAACAGACUCCUGUGACGUUAACGACUGUGUCCAGCAAGUUGUGGAACUUCUACAGGAACGGGAUAUUGUACCUGUGGAUGCCUCUUACGAAGUAAAAGAACUAUAUGUGCCGGAAAAUAAACUUCAUUUAGCAAAAACAGAUGCGGAAACAUUACCAGCGUUGAAAAUUAAUAAAGUAGAUAUGCAGUGGGUGCAGGUUUUGGCAGAAGGUUGGGCGACCCCACUGAAUGGCUUCAUGAGAGAGAGGGAGUACUUGCAGUGCCUUCAUUUCGAUUGUCUUCUGGAUGGAGGUGUCAUUAACUUGUCAGUGCCUAUAGUUCUGACAGCUACGCGGGAGGACAAAGAGAGGCUGGACGGCUGCACGGCAUUUGCUCUGGUGUAUGAGGGCCGCCGUGUGGCUAUUCUCCGCAACCCAGAGUUCUUUGAGCACAGGAAAGAGGAGCGCUGUGCCAGACAGUGGGGGACAACAUGCAAGAACCACCCCUACAUUAAGAUGGUUAUGGAACAAGGAGAUUGGCUGAUUGGUGGAGAUCUUCAAGUCCUGGACCGGAUUUACUGGAAUGAUGGUCUUGAUCAGUAUCGCUUUACUCCUACUGAGCUCAAGCAGAAGUUUAAAGAUAUGAAUGCUGAUGCAGUCUUUGCAUUUCAGUUGCGAAAUCCAGUGCACAAUGGACAUGCUCUGUUGAUGCAGGAUACCCACAAGCAGCUUCUAGAGAGGGGCUACCGGCGCCCUGUGCUGCUCCUCCAUCCUCUCGGGGGCUGGACAAAGGAUGACGACGUUCCUCUGAUGUGGCGCAUGAAGCAACACGCUGCAGUGCUGGAGGAAGGGAUCCUGAACCCUGAAAACACAGUGGUGGCCAUCUUCCCUUCGCCUAUGAUGUAUGCUGGGCCAACCGAGGUCCAGUGGCAUUGCAGAGCACGGAUGGUCGCAGGAGCCAACUUCUACAUUGUUGGACGAGACCCUGCUGGCAUGCCUCAUCCAGCAACUGGGAAGGACCUCUACGAGCCGACCCAUGGGGCCAAAGUGCUGACAAUGGCCCCUGGCCUAAUCACCUUGGAGAUAGUUCCCUUCCGGGUGGCAGCUUACAACAAGAAGAAGAAGCGUAUGGACUACUAUGACUCUGAGCACCAUGAGGACUUUGAAUUUAUUUCAGGAACACGGAUGCGCAAGCUUGCCCGUGAAGGCCAGAAGCCUCCGGAAGGUUUCAUGGCUCCGAAGGCCUGGACUGUGCUGGUGGAGUACUACAAGGCUUUGGAGAAGGCGUAGGCCGCGAAGCCCGUCACUCCGCCUGAGCCACGUCACUGCAGAGCAGAGGGGACCACGUCGUCGCUGUUGGCAUUUCUUUGUGGCUAUGUCUGUCUUGACACACCUCCUAAAAACAGACCAUUUUCCUUAACCUGCAUCAGUUUUGGUCUGCCUUAUAAGUUCUGUUUGGAACUAAUGUAACACACUGCUGGUCUUAAUGUAUCUUUACUAUAAUUAAUACUCUUGUAAUGCGAUUUUAAAAUCUUGCCUUUUUAUAUGGUAUUUAUGCUUCUGUCUUAUGAUUCUUUUCCAGCCGUUUUAUUAGGUAUAACCAGUAAUAUACGUAUUAAAUCUCACUUUUCAUCCCUUAAGAAAGGGGGGAAAUUACUAAACAAUAAACUUGGCUAAAUCUCGUUUGGGGAACUUUACAAGACAUCUGUGGCAAUUAGGAUUUUUUUUUCUACAUAAAAAAUGUAAACGGUUUCCUCUCCCAGUUAGCUAUUGGUUUUUCCCCCUUAUAAUCUGAAGUAAUCUUAUGAACUGUGUAUGCUCUGAUUGAACUUCUUAUUCAAUAAAAAUAAAUUUUUGGCUUCUUA
Molecule: messenger RNA, 2779 nt
Organism: Jaculus jaculus (lesser Egyptian jerboa)
Lineage: Eukaryota; Metazoa; Chordata; Mammalia; Rodentia; Dipodidae
Gene: Papss1
Product: 3'-phosphoadenosine 5'-phosphosulfate synthase 1
Exons: 13
Coding region: 393-2204 (603 amino acids)
Biological process (GO): 3'-phosphoadenosine 5'-phosphosulfate biosynthetic process; sulfate assimilation
Molecular function (GO): adenylylsulfate kinase activity; sulfate adenylyltransferase (ATP) activity; ATP binding
Source: RefSeq, a predicted model, not a curated record